ACGACGUCGUUUUCCUCCCCAACCAACCCCCACUGCAUUUAUUUCGUUUCCUUCACUUAACCCACUUUCUUUCUUGUUCUGCUCCUCCACCAACUCCACUCUCCUCCUCCACACCCUCACGUUCCAACGAAACCAUUACACAAUGCAGCUCAAAUCCCUUUCCCUCCCUUCCCCAAUUUCACUUCGAAAUCCUAAUUUCCGACGAUUCUCUCAACCUUCUCUCCACUUCAACUCCUCAGGUUUUCCUCUCAGUUUUCGAAUCUCGCCGUUGAAAAGUCGUCAUUGUAGCUUACUAAGAUCUUUCAUUAGAAAUGAUUAUGGAGUUUCUGGAAGCAAUUCAGAAGCUCGGAGCAAGUGUAAUUGUAGUUCCGAGUCUGUUUCGUGGUCCGAAGAUGAACAGGGGGCCGUGGAGUUUGGUACAAGCAAGGGACAGGCAUUGACUAAUCAGAGCAUAUUGUCUCAAAUAAAGGAGAUUAUAAUGUUUUCUGGACCAGCCACUGGGCUCUGGAUCUGUGCGCCGUUGAUGAGUCUCAUCUCAACCGCUGUGGUUGGUCGAGGAAGCUCAACUGAGCUUGCUGCUUUAGGGCCGGGGACGGUGUUUUGUGAUAACAUGAAUUUGUUAUUCAUGUUUCUUUCCAUUGCAACUUCAAAUAUGGUUGCUACUUCACUUGCCAAAGGGGACAAAGACGAAGUGCAGCACCAAAUAUCGGUUUUGCUUUUUGUUGGCCUAAUAUGCGGGACAUUGAUGCUUUUGUUUACACAAUUUCUUGGUGGAUGGGCGUUAACUGCUUUUACUGGGCCAAAAAAUGUGCAAAUUGUACCUGCGGCCAGCAAAUAUGUUCAGAUUCGUGGUUUGGCAUGGCCUGCUGUUCUCUAUGGACUGGUUGCUCAAAGUGCAAGCCUUGGCAUGAAAGAUUCAUGGGGACCUCUGAAGUCUUUGGUCAUUGCCAGCGCUGUUAAUGGCCUUGGUCAUGUAGUCCUGUGCAAUUUUCUUCAUUAUGGUCUUGCAGGUGCAGCAUGGUCUACGCUGGCAUCCCAAAUUGUAGCAGCUUAUAUGAUGAUUGGAGAACUAAACAAGAAAGGCUACAAUUCUUUUGCCAUCUCAGUACCAUCACCUUCUGAAUGUUUGCAAAUAUUUGGGAUUGCCGCUCCUGUAUUUGUGACCAUGUUCUCAAAGGUGGCCUUUUACUCUCUUAUAACAUAUUUUGCUACAGCAAUGGGUACUCAUACAGUUGCAGCUCACCAGGUCAUGAUUCAAAUGUAUAGCAUGUGCGUGGUAUGGGGGGAGCCACUCUCUCAAACUGCACAGUCUUUUAUGCCCGAGUUACUAUAUGGUUUCAACCAAAGUUUGGUAAAGGCCCAAAAUCUGCUGAAGUCACUACUGAUUAUCGGAACUUUACUUGGAUUGGUAAUAGGAACGAUUGGAAUGUCUGUUCCUUGGUUGUUGCCAAAUAUUUUUACACCCGAUCUUAACGUCAUACAAGAGAUGCACAAUGUGUUGUUAAUGUUCUUUCUUGCAUUAUCGGUGGCGCCCUGUACUCAUAGCCUUGAGGGUACACUAUUGAUCUUAGAUUCAGGAUUACUACUUCAGAACCAUGCCACAGGAUUGCUCAUUUCUCUGUAUCUUCAAAUGCCCGAGGAAGAUUUCAUCGGCACAAAUUGACCUUCAGUUCUGACAUCAUUGAAGAUUUGGAUUGUUUUGUUUGCUAUUUGUCAACCUCUGUCAGACUGUCAAUUGUAGUUUCCCCUCUAGUUGGGAAUUACUUUAGGUUCUUAGGAUAUGGAGGGUAUGUUAUCGUGUGUUUAUUUUAGUUUGUCACAUUUGUUAUUUCAUUAAAAAAGAAUCCCUAUUUCAUCUCUGACGUCCUGCAAAUGUCCUGCUUAUCUAUCCUUAUUUUCUUAAUAAAUUAUAUAUAAAUUAAAAUCCACACUCAGAUAUACAGGAACCUUCAGAAAGUGUUUGUUCCAGGGUCAUGUUUUUUUUCCAU
Molecule: messenger RNA, 1988 nt
Organism: Prosopis cineraria
Lineage: Eukaryota; Viridiplantae; Streptophyta; Magnoliopsida; Fabales; Fabaceae
Product: protein DETOXIFICATION 46, chloroplastic-like
Exons: 12
Coding region: 143-1663 (506 amino acids)
Biological process (GO): transmembrane transport
Cellular component (GO): membrane
Molecular function (GO): xenobiotic transmembrane transporter activity; antiporter activity
Source: RefSeq, a predicted model, not a curated record